GUGAGGAAACGAGGAAAGGGAUUUUGCAGCUGCUCUUCAUCGACUGUUGGUUUGGAUCCAUUCUGUGACGGGAGACGGCGUUUGAACAGUGCACACUACUGGAUCUCCGGUGGCCUGCCGGUGGCGCCAUCACUUCGAAAGGCUUUUCCACCGACUGUGGAUGCUUCAAACCAAAUCUCAUAACCGGGUCUCGUAGCUUUGAAAAAACCUGGAAAUACCUGGAAUUAUAGGACUACAUUAUCCCAAGCCCUUGCCAAGGGACCUACUAAUGGUGCCCAGGCACUGGAUCUGAAAGCUUUACAUUCCUCUUUACUUUUGAAUAUACCAACAGACCAAAAAAAAACAACAACAAAAACUAUAGCUUUAGAACUAGCGAUAGAUUACGGCCAUCCGCCUGCCAUUGCACCAAACCUGCUGUGACCGCAAGGGUUGUGACCUUUCUGGCGCCCACUUCAAACGGACACUUGAAAAGAAGGACGCAGUCAGAGAGGGCUUCCGAGCGGUGGCAACUGAAACCAAAAACCCCAUCAGGCCUGGAUGCGAUGAACGCCUCAUGUAGGCAUCAGCAUGGAAAGCUGUGAGUCUCCCGUGGUUUCGGGGACAGACGAUGGGCUUGGCUCCUCCACCACAUCCCAGCAGCAGCACCAUCCACAACCCUGGAACGAUCACCCUAACGCACAGGUCCCACCGUGUAACCAGUCCCCUUCCUUGGAGCCCCUGUCUCUCUCUGCACCCCACUCAGCCCAGCUCCAGAAUCCUAGCACAACCUGUGAGGCUGUAAGUGAACAGCAGCAGCAAACACUGUCACAGGCUGCCAGCGAUAAUUCCACUACCAGACGGCUGCACCCCAAAAGAGAGGGGUUAGAGGAGGAGGAGCAGGAAGGAGUGAGCUGUGGAGAAGAGGACGAAGACUUGGAAGAAUUGGAUGAAAUGGAGAUUGAUAGCUGUUUUCCUAGUCUGCAGCCCUUCCCUGGUGUGCCUAUGAUGCCAAGUGGAGGGGGCAUGCCCAUGCUCAUGCGGCAACAGCCCUCCCAUCGGAGGGGAGCCACUGAGAGUGGGAGCGAAGAAGAGGAGGAAGAGGAGAGUAGUGAUGUGGAAAACCUGGCUGGAGAGAUAGUCUACCAGCCUGAUGGCUCUGCCUACAUUGUGGAGAGUCUCAGCCAGCUGAUCCAAAGCGAUGGGAGCAUGGAACCAGGCCUGCUCCCUUCAAACUCUCUCCCCAGUGGGGGAAAACCAGGGGAACCUGCGGGGACCUCUUCUUCGGUGUACCCUCAGAUCAUCAACACGUUUCAUAUAGCCUCGUCUUUCGGAAAAUGGUUCGGCUCCUCAGACCAAGGUUUCCCCAAUACCUCAACCCUGGUAGGCUUCAGUCCUGUCCUGCACAGUUUCCGCGUCUUUGAUGUGCGGCACAAAAGCAACAAGGAUUACCUGAACAGUGACGGGUCUGCCAAGAAAUCCUGUGUAUCCAAAGAUGUUCCCAACAACGUGGAUUUCUCCAAAUUUGACGGCCUGGCCCUUUAUGGCAAAGGCAAGCCCAUCCUCAUGUGUUUCCUCUGCAAGUUGUCUUUCGGCUACGCACGCUCCUUUGUCACUCAUGCAGUCCAUGACCAUCGCAUGACCCUAUGUGAGGACGAGCGCAGGCUCUUAGGCCACAAGCAUGCAUCGGCGAUUAUACAGGGCAUUGGGAAAGACAAAGAACCACUCAUUAGCUUCCUAGAACCAAAAAAUAAAAACUCUCCUCCACCGCCAACCCUGGUACCCAUGAACUCAGGCCAGAGCUUCUACGGCAUGUUCAGUGGGGUUCAUUUAGAAGGGGGCAGCAGUAGUGAGGUAGGUGAUAACCUCCUCAAAAAAGACUCUGACUCGGGUCUCCAGCAACAAGCCCUCCUCAGGCUGGGGGGUUUUGGCAGCCCCAAAACCUCCCAUACCUCUACCCCAGGCCCAGCCAAAGACUCCAACACUCUGUCCAAGCAGGGUAGGAGAACAGAGGGGUCUGUGGUGAAAGAGGGGACUCAUAGAGGGGAGGAUGGGGAUGCAGAAACCUGUGAAAGAAAGGCUCUCCUUCACGGUGAGGAGAUGGCCUCAGAGGAAGAGGAUGAGCUUCUUUUAGAAGAAGAGGAUGAAGAGGUAGAGGAUGAAGUCACUACGGUGGCCUGUAGUGGAAAUAGCAGCAGCGGUGGCAGAUUUGUGGGGGAACUGGCUGUCUCAAACCAAAGCAUCUCCAAAUCUCCUUUAUUAAUGCCUAGUAGCGCUCUCCAGCCUUCUGCUUGUCUCUCUGCAGCCAGCCCUGCACUCAGCAGCAAAGCCUCUGCUUCCAUGUCCUCCUCUUCUGUCAGAGGGUCAGAGGAUUGGAUGGCUGCAGACAGUGGAGGGAGAACUUCAGGUCUCUCUCUGAGCUUUAACUGCCAGGGGUCUACAGUCCCCGCGGCAAUAGCCGGCAGAGGGGGCGAAGAGGAUGGGGCCGCAUGUUCCUCUGAGAGCACGUCCUCCCCUCUUGCGUCCAAUGCUGCUGCUGAGGAAAGUGCCAAUCGAGAUAGUGCCACUGCUCCUGAACCAAAUGAAUGCCCAGCAGAGGGAGAUGAGGACAACGGUGCCCUCUUCCACCACCACCACCACUUUCACCACCAUCACCCACACCCUUCACCUAAUGCUCACACGCACCUCCAUCACACAGCUGCUUGUGACAUGUCAGGAAUGAGUGAAUGCACCCAGAACCAUGGGGCUGGGGGCAGUGGAGGGAGUGGGGUGGAGUGCCCGAAGUGUGAUACUGUCCUAGGCUCCUCUCGUUCACUGGGUGGCCAUAUGACCAUGAUGCACUCACGGAAUUCGUGCAAGACACUGAAGUGUCCCAAGUGCAACUGGCACUACAAAUACCAGCAGACCUUGGAGGCCCACAUGAAGGAAAAGCACCCUGACUCUGGAAGCUCCUGUGCAUACUGCACCAGUGGACAGAGUCACCCUCGCCUUGCCCGUGGGGAGAGCUACACUUGUGGCUACAAGCCCUUCCGCUGUGAGGUCUGCAACUAUUCCACUACCACCAAAGGCAACCUAAGCAUUCAUAUGCAGUCUGACAAGCAUCUUAACAACAUGCAGACAUUACAAAAUGGAGGAACUAUUCCAACCGCUGGUGAACAGGUGUUUGGGCAUGCACCUGGAGGGGUGGUACCUGUUUCUUCUGCUACCCAGGCCAGCAGCCAUCAUCCUAGUCACCACCAUCAUCCAGCUCAGUCCUCCACCCACAUGGCAGGGCCCUGUGGUGCCCCUUCACCUACCAAGCCAAAAAGCAAGCCCACCUGGCGGUGUGAGGUGUGCGACUAUGAGACAAAUGUAGCACGUAACCUGCGCAUCCAUAUGACAAGCGAGAAACACAUGCACAACAUGAUGCUGCUUCAGCAGAACAUGACCCAAAUGCAGCAUGGCCGGCUUGGUCUAGGUGCCAUGCCUUCACCCUCAGAGGCUGAGCUGUACCAAUACUACUUGACCCAAAACAUGAGCCUGCCACCGGGCCUUAAGAUGGACCCAUCUGGAGCUGAUGCCCAGUUCUUGCUUGGAAGUUUUCAUCUGGACCCCAACAUGGCGGCUCUGGCCCCAGCACUAGUUGGAGGGGACAUUGCAAUGGAUGUACACCUGGGUGGGGGACAGCUGGUCUCAGAGGAGCUGAUGACCUUGGGUGAAAGCCUAUCCCAGACCAGCGACCCCUCCCUCAAACUCUUCCAGUGCGCUGUGUGCAACCGCUUCACUACCGACAACCUGGAAGUGCUUGGCCUGCACAUGAGCGCCGAGCGCUCGCUCCCAGAGGAGGAGUGGAGAGCGGUGGUGGGCGACUCACACCAGUGCAAGCUGUGCCACUACACCACACAGCUCAAGGCCAACUUUCAGCUGCAUUGCAAGACUGACAAACAUGUGCAGAAGUAUCAGCUGGUGGCACACAUCAAGGAGGGCGGCAAGGGCAAUGAGUGGCGCCUCAAGUGCGUGGCCAUUGGCAACCCUGUGCACCUCAAAUGCAAUGCCUGUGACUACUAUACCAACAGCCUGGAAAAACUGAGGAUGCACACGGUCAACUCCCGCCAUGAGGCCAGUCUCAAGCUGUACAAGCAUUUGCAGCAGCACGAGAACGCUGUGGAGGGCGAGUCGUGCUACUACCACUGUGUUCUGUGUAACUACUCCACCAAGGCCAAGUUGAACCUCAUCCAACAUGUCCGUUCCAUGAAGCACCAGCGCAGCGAAAGCCUGCGGAAGCUGCAGCGCCUACAGAAGGGCCUGUCCGAGGAAGAGGAGGAGUUGAGUGCCAUCUUCACCAUUCGUAAAUGUCCGUCUGCUGACACAGCUCUGUUGGGCUACUUCCCCAAGCAGAGCUUUCCUACACCCCAAUUUUCUCACCCCAGAGUUUCCAAAGACCCUGAGAACAACAAUGUGGAUUGA
Messenger RNA from Sinocyclocheilus anshuiensis, 4422 nucleotides. Its product is annotated as zinc finger homeobox protein 3-like. The transcript has 7 exons. The coding region runs from base 568 to 4422 and encodes 1284 amino acids. Lineage: Eukaryota; Metazoa; Chordata; Actinopteri; Cypriniformes; Cyprinidae. Gene Ontology annotation, molecular function: zinc ion binding; DNA-binding transcription factor activity, RNA polymerase II-specific; RNA polymerase II cis-regulatory region sequence-specific DNA binding. Gene Ontology annotation, cellular component: nucleus. Gene Ontology annotation, biological process: regulation of neuron differentiation; regulation of transcription by RNA polymerase II. The record is from RefSeq and is a predicted model, not a curated record.